Molecule: messenger RNA, 742 nt
Organism: Asterias rubens (European starfish)
Lineage: Eukaryota; Metazoa; Echinodermata; Asteroidea; Forcipulatida; Asteriidae
Product: V-type proton ATPase subunit F-like
Exons: 4
Coding region: 93-458 (121 amino acids)
Biological process (GO): proton transmembrane transport
Cellular component (GO): membrane; proton-transporting V-type ATPase, V1 domain
Molecular function (GO): proton-transporting ATPase activity, rotational mechanism
Source: RefSeq, a predicted model, not a curated record
GAGUCUUUCUGCCUAUUGAGUCAGAAAGGACCGAAAACUUUCUCUACAAAUUGCCUGAUAAAUUUAUUUUAGAGCUGCAUAAUUUCAUCAGAAUGGCUCAUAGCAGUAAAGGAAAGCUCAUUGCUGUUAUAGGUGACGAGGAUACAUGCACAGGAUUUUUACUUGGAGGAAUUGGUGAAUUGAACAACAAGAGACAACCUAACUUUAUGGUUGUUGAAAAAGAUACAAGCGUCCAUGACAUCGAAGAAAGCUUCAAGAGUUUUUCCACCCGAUCAGACAUUGCGAUUAUUCUCAUUAAUCAGAACUAUGCAGAGCUUAUAAGACAUCUUCUAGAUGCUCACACGGAACCGGUUCCCGCUGUUUUGGAAAUCCCUUCGAAGGACAGCCCCUAUGAUCCAAGUAAAGACUCCAUACUAAGAAGAGCUAAGGGAAUGUUCAGUGCGGAGGACUUCAGAUGAAGUAACAUUAGAUUGCAAUAACUCUUGGUCUGGAGACUGACACAAUUUAACAAAUGGAGUAAUAUCAUUCUAAAAAGUAAUACCAACUCAAUAUCUGUCUUUGAAAAUGUUCGAAGGGCAAGGCCACUUUCAUUUUGCAAAGUGCACUUCUAUUGGAAAAUCUUUAAGUCAAUUGGAAGCUUAUGAAGAAUUUGGAAUCUCAAAGAUUAUGAGACGAAAAUUAUUUUCGCAUGCAAAAACGUAUUUUCAUGACAUUGUUUUACUCAUUUCUCAAAAACAACAGC